Messenger RNA from Condylostylus longicornis, 2266 nucleotides. It is a transcript of the gene eRF3, whose product is annotated as eukaryotic peptide chain release factor GTP-binding subunit ERF3A. Gene Ontology annotation, biological process: translation; nuclear-transcribed mRNA catabolic process, deadenylation-dependent decay; translational termination. The record is from RefSeq and is a predicted model, not a curated record. Gene Ontology annotation, molecular function: GTP binding; GTPase activity; translation release factor activity. Lineage: Eukaryota; Metazoa; Arthropoda; Insecta; Diptera; Dolichopodidae. Gene Ontology annotation, cellular component: translation release factor complex. The transcript has 7 exons. The coding region runs from base 135 to 1823 and encodes 562 amino acids.
UGAAGUUCAACGUCAACUAGAAGUGAGCCAUCAGAGAAAAAUUAUUUUACUUGCGGAAACGCGUGUUUUAAUUUCGUAAUUGUUUUUUAAAAUAAUUACAUUUUAAUAAUUAAAACAAUAAGUUAUUGACAGAAAUGGCGGAGGAAAGUGCUCAAAAAUCCGAUUUCGCAGCAAAAUUUUCUACACUUAAUGUUAACGCAAUGGAAUUUAUACCUAGCUUCAUGAAUUCCCCUAACACCAACUCAGCUAAUAGUUUUAGCAUAGAUAAAGAAAGUCCAGCAAUAGAAAAAAAUGAAUGUGAAAAUAUAGAAACAAAUAUAACCUUGGAUCCAGCUCCCCUAUCCAAAAACGAAAAUAUUGAAGACAAUCUACCACAGAUACAAAACGACCCUGUCGACAGCUGGGACGUGGAAGAUGAACCAGUACUCACACCCGAAGAUGAUGAUUUAGAUGAAAAUGAUGAUGAUAUGUUCGGUGAAGAAACUGAACCUAAGCCGACCAAGAAAAAAUUACCAAAAAUUGAGGAUACGAAAAGUAAAAAGGAACAUGUUAAUGUAGUUUUUAUUGGGCAUGUCGAUGCCGGUAAAUCUACUAUUGGAGGUCAAAUAAUGUCAUUAACUGGAAUGGUGGACAAAAGAACAUUAGAAAAGUAUGAACGUGAAGCUAGAGAAAAAUCGCGUGAAAGUUGGUACUUAUCAUGGGCUUUAGACACUAAUCAGGAAGAAAGGGAUAAGGGGAAAACGGUUGAAGUAGGAAGAGCAUUCUUUGAAACUGAGCGAAAACAUUUCACGAUUUUGGAUGCUCCAGGUCAUAAAAGUUUUGUUCCAAAUAUGAUCGGUGGUGCUGCUCAAGCUGAUUUAGCAGUUUUAGUAAUUUCGGCGCGUAAAGGAGAAUUUGAAACUGGUUUUGACCGAGGGGGGCAAACACGAGAACAUGCUAUGCUAGCGAAAACUGCCGGAGUAAAACAUUUAGUCGUAUUGGUUAAUAAAAUGGAUGAUCCAACCGUUAAUUGGGAUGAAAGUCGUUACAAUGAAUGCCGAGAUAAAAUUUUACCGUAUUUGAAAAAACUAGGUUUUAAUCCAGCUAAAGAUUUAACUUUUAUGCCAUGUUCUGGCCUUACUGGUGCAGGUUUAAAGGAACCAAUUGAAGAGAAUUUAUGUCCUUGGUACAGAGGGCCUGCUUUUAUACCUUUUAUCGAUGAAUUGCCUUCAUUAAAUCGAAAAUUAGAUGGACCUUUUAUAAUGCCUAUUGUCGAUAAAUAUAAAGAUAUGGGUACGGUAGUUAUGGGUAAGGUCGAGUCAGGAUGUGCAAAAAAAGGUCAAAAUCUUCUAGUAAUGCCGAACAGAACUCAGGUCGCUGUAGAUCAACUGUGGUCGGAUGAUGAUGAAGUAACAGCAGUAGGGCCAGGUGAAAAUGUUAAAAUUAAAUUAAAGGGAAUUGAAGAAGAGGAUGUUUCACCUGGAUUUGUCCUUUGCGAUGCAUCAAAUCCAAUUAAAACUGGCAAAAUAUUCGACGCACAGGUUGUGAUCUUAGAGCAUAAAUCAAUUAUAUGUGCUGGAUAUUCUGCGGUAAUGCAUAUUCAUUGUGCAGCUGAAGAAAUUACUGUUAAGGCUCUUAUUUGUUUGGUUGAUAAGAAGACUGGAGAUAAAUCAAAAACACGUCCACGUUUCGUUAAACAAGACCAAGUUGCAAUAAUGAGAAUUGAAUGCUCUGGUAUGAUAUGUUUAGAGCAAUUUAAAUUAUUUCCACAAAUGGGACGAUUUACGCUGCGAGAUGAAAAUAAAACUAUUGCAAUCGGUAAAGUUUUAAAAGUAAUUGAAUAAUUUUGCAAAUGUAAAACUAAAAAUUUUAUUAAAUGUUAAAUUAUAUGUAUAUAAAUAUGAAUGCAUGAUAUCUAUAUAUAUUUUACUAUAUAAUUAUAAUUAUUCCUUUAAAUAUACUAUUUUGUACAUAUAUAUCAUGCAUACAUAUGAUAUGCAUUUAUUGCAAGAUGGACGUUUUGAAAACUGCAACAUUAAUCGAGCUUGCUGCAGAUAUGUGCGUUAUUAUUAUAUGAAAUAAAAAAAUAGCUUACAAUUUUGUAUUCUUAAGUUUUUCAAAAAAAAAAAAAAGAAAAAGAAAAAAGAUUCCAAUAUAUCAAAAACAAAAAAAAAAAAUAAUUUCAUUUUGAAUUAAUUAUUUAUAAAAAUUCUGUUAUUGACAUUUUUUAUAAUAUAUUAUAUAAGAACCUAAGAAGUGUUUAAAUUUUUUUCUGUUCAAUAAAACA